Molecule: messenger RNA, 1279 nt
Organism: Puccinia graminis f. sp. tritici CRL 75-36-700-3
Lineage: Eukaryota; Fungi; Basidiomycota; Pucciniomycetes; Pucciniales; Pucciniaceae
Exons: 9
Coding region: 84-836 (250 amino acids)
Biological process (GO): chromatin organization
Cellular component (GO): nucleus
Source: RefSeq, a predicted model, not a curated record
GUGGCAGAUCGGACCACUUCGACUAAACAGAUCCCUCAACAAGAUAGAUUGCAGCGAAUAGAUAAAUCGAUUCAGACUGAAAGAUGGCCUCAUCGACUUCAGAGAAGCACCGGAUAGCGGUGCACGAGAAAAAGCGAAAGGAAAUGAUGGAUGAGUUCGAACGACAGAAGGUCGAGAUGACUCGUGAGACCGACCGAAAUCGAACGGGGGCUGACCGUUUCGUCGGCAAAUCUGAUUCUAUGGAAGAAAGUUUGAAAAUGCAAACCGUCGGUCUAGUAAAGCUUGAAGACUUUCAGCAGAAGCGACAGGCUCUAGAGGAGGAAAAAUUACGCGAGGCAGCCAGAUCCAACGAACUAAAGGAGGAUGAACCCAAGAAAAAGAAGAAGAAGAAGUCCAAGUACAAUCUUUCAUUUGCUAUGGAUGAUGAAGAUGAAGGAGCUGGAGGGAUUGAUAAGGCUUCCGCAGACAAACAAUCGACGAGCUCAUCCAAAAAAGGCCAGUUUGGCAAGAAUCCGGCUGUCGAUACAUCCUUCUUACCUGACCGGGACCGUGAGGAACUUGAUCGAAAAGAGCGGGAGGAACUCAGACAGAAAUGGCUCAAGAUGCAAGAAUCCAUCAAACAAGAGGAUAUUGAGAUUACAUACUCAUAUUGGGACGGAACGGGACAUCGCAAAGAGGUCACUUGCAAGAAAGGCGACAGUAUUGCGGCGUUUCUUGAAAAAGCCAGAGGACAAUGGCCUGAACUUCGGGGUGUCUCUGUUGCAGACAUUCUGUAUGUGAAAGAAGAUCUUAUCAUUCCCCACCACCAUACGUUUUAUGAUUUCAUAGUCAAUUGAAUGGAACAAACAUUCUUCUCUCCACAUUUUGAUUAUCAACCGCAACUUGGGAAUACCAGAAAGCAAGAGGGAAAUCAGGGCCAUUGUUCAACUUUGACGCCCACGACGACGUACGUCUUGUUGCCGAUGCAACGGUGGAGAAGGAUGAAAGUCACGCUGGAAAAGUUGUGACUCGUGCUUGGUACAACCGAUCGAAGCAUAUAUUCCCAGCUUCGAGAUGGGAGCCAUACGUCCCUGGAAAGGACUAUGGUGCUUACAAAAUCAAGGGUUGAUGCCCGAUUUAGACCUGAAUACAACAGCUUUGUAACUUCAUUCCAAGAAUCUUCUGCUUUUUCCAAUUUGUUUCGUCCAUUUUUCUGUAGUCUGUUUUCAAGGAAAAAGAUAAAGGUUCUUUGUCUCGGUAUUUGGCACAGCCUGUUGGAGAAAAGAUCAUGAAAGUCACA